Molecule: messenger RNA, 793 nt
Organism: Racocetra persica
Lineage: Eukaryota; Fungi; Glomeromycota; Glomeromycetes; Diversisporales; Gigasporaceae
Source: the annotation of a GenBank genome assembly
UAAUAAUAUGGAUCAGCAAUCUAGUAGUAUGGUUCGACGUCACGCUCGAGUUCGUCACGUUUAUAGUAGUUCCUUUAGCGUUCAUAGAAGUCACGUUCGUAGUAGGGGCUGGCGUCACGUUCGUAGUAUCGUUCGUAGUAGGGGCUGGCGUCAGCGUCACGUUCGUAGUAUCGUUCGUAGUAGGGGCUGGCGUCGGCGUCACGUUCGUAGUAUCGUUCGUAGUAGGGGCUGGCGUCAGCGUCACGUUUGUAGUAUCGUUCGUAGUAGGGGCUGGCGUCACGUUCGUAGUAGGGGCUUGCGUCACGUUCAUAGUAACGUUUCUCGUAGUAUGGUUCAGCGUCACGUUCGUAGUAGGGACUUGCGUCACGUUCAUAGUAACGUUUCUCGUAGUAUGGUUCAGCGUCACGUUCGUAGUAUGGUUCUGCGUCACGUUCGUAGUAUGGUUCUGCGUCACGUUCGUAGUAUGGUUCAGCGUCACGUUCGUAGUAUGGUUCAGCGUCACGUUCGUAGUAUGGUUCUGCGUCACGUUCGUAGUAUGGUUCUGCAUCACGUUCGUAGUAUCGUUUCUCGUAGUAUGGUUCAGCGUCACGUUUUUCGUAGUAUGCUUAAUGAAGAACAAAAUACACUACCAGCAGCAACAGUCGCGACAAACGCGGCUAAAAAACUUGAGGGAGGUUUAUAUAGACAUUUGGAUGCUCAAGAAUUAUUAAACGUAAGCGUUGUAAGAAAAAUAAAGGUUUAUCCAAAGCCUCACACAAUCUUCAAAUCAUCAAAAGCCACUAAAUGGGGGUAA